Cydia pomonella (codling moth) is the source of this 4908-nucleotide messenger RNA. Its product is annotated as gustatory receptor for sugar taste 43a-like. The transcript has 10 exons. Bases 910 to 2259 code for a protein of 449 amino acids. Gene Ontology annotation, biological process: sensory perception of taste. The record is from RefSeq and is a predicted model, not a curated record. Gene Ontology annotation, cellular component: neuronal cell body; dendrite; axon. NCBI's taxonomy places the organism in Eukaryota, Metazoa, Arthropoda, Insecta, Lepidoptera, Tortricidae.
UAAGAUAUUCUAAAAUUCCUAAAUAAUAGAAAAUAUAUAAAAAGAAAGAAUACUAAAAGUCAGGUUCCACCGAGAUUUGGACUCGGAUCGCUGGAUUCAGAGUCCAGAGGCAGAGUCCUAACCAUUACACCAUGGAACCGGCUGAGCUAAUCGACGAAUUUACUCAUCACAAACUCAUACUACUUUAUGUUACCGAUUAUAGCGUUAAACGUUUAACGCAACCUUGUUGGAAGUCGCAUAAGAAGUUUCACUUCAAAUGGACACUUGCUUCAGUAUACUUAGGUGGUAUUGGAACGUAUCAAACGUUAUCAAUUAUCAUGCCAAAUAUGUAUCGGCUUCAUCGUUUUAUUAAAAGUUUUAAACAAAAUAUCGUCACGUGCCCAACACUUUUUCCGAAUGCCUAAAAACAAUACGUUGACUAUAACCUACAUACAUUUUCAAUCGGAAAUAAUUGGAAGCCACUUCAAGUAACACAUGAUUUUAAACACUUGAAUCACGAUCUACGGCACUUGUUGCGUAGUUCAAGCACAAGUCUGAUGGAGGGCGCUCGGUAGUCGGUAGUCCACGAAAGAUUUAACUACUAGAAAAUAACCCAAUUUUUGUUAAACAGAAAAAAAUGGAUCAAGUCCGGUUGAUAAAUGUUUGAACCUCGAAUUAAAUUAUUAUUGGAACAGGCAGGCGAUACUAAUUAAAAAAGUAAUAAGGGAAAACAAAAACGUGUAACGGAAAAUAUCAAUUUGUUUUAAUUUAAAAAGCGUUGUUACGGCAUCUGCUUUGGAUAACACAAAUUUGCAAACAUUAAUUAACAGAAUGGGCUUAUUGUGAAGGAAAAUCUGGUUUUUAACUACACUGAUUAAAAACUGUGUCUAAUGCUUUUUUGAAGUAAAAUAGGAACCGAAUAACCUAACAAUGUUCAGUAAUCCUGUGCAAUGGACAUCGGGAGACAAUCUCGUAUAUUAUCAAAAUACUAGAAAUGAAGAUGUUCCUCCAGUAUGCGUAGUAUCGGGUGCGCUCGCGCUGCUGCUCCGGGCCUCAUCAUACGCCGGCGUCUGCCCGCUGCGCUUCACGCAGACCCACGAUGGUUGGCGUCCUUCCCCCUCCGCCCCCCUCGCCGCCGUUCAACGUCUUAUUAUGACUAUUUUCAAUGCGUUAAUGCUGGCAGCCUUCAUCCUGGACAUCUGCCAAGAGCCCGGACAGUAUAUCCGCAUCGGCGAGACGACGCUGAAAAUGUUCGUUUGGUGCUCCGACAUGCUGCUGAUGAUGAUGAUCGCCAGCGUCGCCGUCUACAUGGCGCCCAAGAGGAUGAACCAUCUCGUUCACAUGCUGGAUCAGUUGCGACAGGUCAGCACGGAACUCAAAAUGAAUCCAUCAGCAAGGAACGAAAAGAUCAAAAGCAUUGCAAUCGUCUUCAUACCUUUGUGGGCAGCCUCCAUAUUGAUAGCAGACUUUUAUAGUUUUUUGGGCCCUUUAAUGAACGGCAAAAUGUGGUACAUAAUGUGCAUGUACGGGCCUUACUACGUUGGUAACUUCAUGGGAAUUCUGGUUCUUCUGCAAUGGAGUUGUGCGGUGUUGGCCGUUCAUGCUACCGUGGUUGCUGUUAAUGACGAGCUGGCAACGUUGCGCAGAGCUAAGUUCGAUUUGGGGCCAACUACAACAUUGGAAGACUUGUUAAGACCACCGAAACCUGAACGCAACACACUGGUUGGCUGCUUCACAAAGCCAGCGAAGAGUCCAGGAAACUCGAUGACCCUGCCACAAGCGCAAGCCACCAUUCGUCGUCUCGCUUUCUCCCACGAGCGUAUUAGCGAGCUCAUGAGACAGCUGAACGCGUCCAACGGCGUGUUUCUGAUGUUCGUGCUCAUGUCUACAUUUAUUCGGCUGGUGCUGACUCCAUACUACCUCCUGCAGAGAUUUGACCAUGAUGAAAGGAUCCUAUACGAGUUGCUACUACAAAUCAACUGGACUCUGUUUCACGUCAUCACACUCCUCUUGACGAUAGAACCUUGUCACUGGACACAGGAGCAGAGGGAGCGCACCCAGAUCCUGCUCAGCCACCUGAUCGUGCACCUGGCCCCGAAGUGCGAGCGGCUCUCGAAGGAGCUGGACCAGUUUGCCAAGCAGAUCCUACUCAGCGGCGCCAAGUACAUGCCACUCGGUGUCUACACAUUAGCACGGCCGCUCAUGGCUACGAUUUUGGGUGGAGUAACCACUUACCUGGUGAUAAUCAUCCAGUUUCAGAAGAUCUCUGACCAACUUUAAGAUUGAAUCGGAACAAAUAUAUAAAUAUCAUAUCAUAGACACUGUAGGUGUUUGGCACAUGACCCGUCAAAAUUUUUUGAGGUGUUUGGUGGUGUCAUAUCUUUCCAUUCCGUCCCUGGAACCUUAGUCCUAGGAGCCACGGUUCUGUAGAUACGAUUUCUUAAAUGAUUUUCCUAAUUUUUACCGAAAAUGUGAUAUUCGAAGCCCCAUAACUUUCUUUUUGUGUAUGGUUUUAAAUGCAAAAAACUAGUUUUUGGAAGUAGACAGACAUAACAUAAGACAAUGAAAUAAAUUAUGCAUAUUUAAAACCAUACACAAAAAGAAAGUUAUGGGGCUUCGAAUAUCAGAUUUUGGUUAAUUUAGGAAAAACAUUAAAAAAUCGUAUCUCCAGAAGCGUAGCUCCUAGGACCAAGGUUGCAAGGGCGGAAAAGAAAGAAAUGACACCACCUACACCCCAAAAAAUUUUGAUGGGUCAUGCGCCAAAUACCCUGUAGUAGAGCAUUUUCCUGAACUGGACGAAUCACACGUCCUUAUUAUUUUCAGAAAUUCGAAGUCUAAUUUUCUGUGCUCACAAUAAAUUCAGUUAUUCCGUGACCAUAGAGAUUUAUCGAUACAAAAAUACAGGAGUCAUUGACCAUAGAGAUUUAGGUACUUAAUUGCUGGAAAAAAUCAGCUCGUGUGAGAUGUGCCUUAGGGCCAUUCCUGGCUUCAGUACGACAUCGUAUCAAUAUAAGUAAUAUCAAUAUUGAAUAGGCGCAAACUUAUAGGUUCGCCUCUCUCCCACGUAAUUUCGCUAAUUAGUAAAAAAAUCUGCGAAGGAGACCGAGGUGAGAUAUAACUAAAUAGAAACAGCCUCAAUUUUGCGCUAUUUAUAAUCAUCUUGAAGCAAGGAUGCAUAUUGAGGGAUCAGCGGACGGUGGGACGAGGCUGUCGUUUUUUCCAGCUCAAUAACAUCUACAUGUCUCAAUAUUGACGUUGUUUCAACCUACCACUGUGUUAAGGGGCUCUCUGGCGCCAAUGACCUUCGAUCUGAAUCCAUUCGUUUUCUAAUGUUUUUUGUAGCUUAUCAUAUUAACAGCAACUGUUUUAAGCAAUAAACUAUCCCAUAUUUACUUGAAAGUUCAUUGUAUUCGAGAUAUUUGGCAGCAAAGUUGAACAAUUUUAUACCAAAAACCUGGUUUUCUGACCAUAACUUUUGUGUUAAUUGGUUAUAAAUAAAUAAAAUAAAAAAAUAAAAGCUCAAUAAGGCUUGUGUUGAGGGUACUUAGACAACGAUAUAUAUAAUAUAUACAUAUUUUAUAAAUACUUAAAUACAUAGAAAACACCCAUGACUCAGGAACAAAUAUCCAUGCUCAUCACACGAAUAAAUGCCCUUACCAGGAUUUGAACCCGGCACCAUCGGCUUCAUAGGCAGGGUCACUACCCACGAGGCCUGACCGGUCGUCAAAAGUUUAAAAUUAAAAUAUCUGAACAGUUUUUAGGACGUCAAAGACAACCCCAAAUAUGUAAAUUUGGUAUAUGUAAGAUCAUUUGUAGCAAUCGAGUGACGAAAAAAGUGUUAAUUUUGUUCAUUUUUAAAAGAAGAAAUAAAAGAUAAAAAAAAAUCGAUAGCUAUUUGUUUUAUAAUUCUAUCUGUAGUGCAAAUGUAAAAACUCAAAACUUGACAAAAAUCGAUGAGAACCGCGGGGAGCCCCUUAACUCACCUCGGCCUCCCCUAAUGUAACGAUUCCGCAAUGCUAACUCAUGAAGAGGCCUAUAAAAAUACAAAACUAAAUAAAUAUAAGAAUAACUGUUGUUUUAAUAGUUAAAUUUGUUACCUAUCUUUUACGUCGAAUGUAAAUUAGUGUUGUGAAUUAGGCUCAGCGUUAGAUCUGUCUCAAGGUCUCAAAGUUUCAAGGCUAAAUCAGACGUUUCCAGGCAACAGAACGCUCGUUUAGCCUUGAGUAGUUAAAGUGGGCUCCAGAUGGGACAAUUUUUCGCACAAUCUGAUUACAUUUUAAUUUUUUUAAUGAUAUUAAAGGCAAACAAGCAGACAAAACACUUGAUGGUAAGCAAUCGCCGUUGCCGUGUCCAUAUACCCGCAACACCAGAGGGGUUGUAAGUGCGUUGCCGCCCUUUAAAUCACGCUCUUUUCUUGAACGUUAAAAAGGACGUAACGGUCCAGAAAUACCGCAGGCGACAGUUCAAGAAAACAUAUUCAAGUAACUGACUUGACCACUAAAUUUCAUUUCUUUCGCCGCUACAAUAAUUCAUUAGGGAAUGAAUUGUAAAUAAAAACUACCAAUAUUGCUGCAGAUAAAUCAAAAAACGCAAUAUUUAUUAAAAACACAAUAGUUAUACUCAAUUUAAAACUGAUUACAGAAAGGUCAUAUUCCUAAGAGGAAAGGGGACGAUCACUUCUCCAUACAAGCGUAGUCCUCAUUUCCUCCCUAGAUAUUAGCUUUAUGGAAUAAUUAUUUGUAUCCCAAGGGAGGAAAAGUAGGAAAUUACGUGCCGCGUGUAAAAUUGUCACCUGAGCCGAAGGCGAGGGUGGCAAACACGCGGGAUGGAAUGUCCUACGUUUCCUCCCGUGGUGCGCAUACAUACUAUUUUUCUGCUUGACGGAAGCGUUCAUUUUACGUUAAACGAAGUUGCCGCUCUCCGCCCGGA